CCGCCCUCCGCGCUGCGCUCAUGGCGCUCUACGAGUUCUUUUCUCAACCAGUCGAGCGCGGGUACCGCGCGCGGCUCUGCUCCAAGGCCGCGCUGUUCCUGCUGCUGGCCACCGCGCUCACGUACAUCCCGCCGCUGCUGGUGGCCUUCCGGAGCCACGGUUUUUGGCUGAAGCGAAGCAGCUACGAAGAGCAGCCGACCGUGCGCUUCCAGCACCAGGUACUGCUCCUGGCCCUGCUGGGACCCAAGCAUGGCGGGUUCCUCGCCUGGAGCACGUUUCCCGCCUUCAACCGGCUGCAGGGAGAUCACCUGCGCAUCCCGCUCGUUUCGACUAGAGAAGAAGACAGGAACCAGGAUGGGAAAAUGGACAUGUUAUAUUUUAAACUGGAGCUUCCCCUGCAGUCCACGGAGCAUGUUCUUGGUGUGCAACUCAUCUUGACUUUCUCCUACCAAUUGCACAAGAUGUCAACAUUCGUGAUGCAGAGCAUGGCAUUUCUUCAAUCCUCGUUUGCUAUUCCGGGGUCUCAGUUAUAUGUGAACGGAGACCUGAGGCUGCAGCAGAAGCAGCCCCUAAGCUACGAUGGCCUCGAUGCUCGAUAUAACGUGUCUGUCAUCAACGGGACCAGCCCUUUUGCCUAUGACUAUGACCUCACCCACAUUGUUGCUGCCUAUCAAGAAAGGAACAUAACCACCAUCCUGAUUGACCCCAACCCCAUCUGGCUGGUGGGAAGGGCUGCCGAAGCUCCAUUUGUGAUUAAUGCUGUCAUCCGAUACCCUGUGGAAGUCAUUUCUUAUCUACCAGGAUUCUGGGAAAUUAUAAAGUUUGCCUGGAUCCAGUAUGUCAGUAUCUUACUUAUCUUCCUCUGGGUGUUUGAAAGAAUCAAAAGAUUUGUGUUUCAAAAUCAGGUGGUCACCACAAUCCCUGUAACAGCAAUGCCCCAGGGAGAACUCUAUAAGGAGCACUUAUCAUGAGAAGACCAGGACUGAAAACUCUGAGCAGGACCCUGGCUACCUCAUAUUGUCUUCUGAGAACUGCCAUCUUAGGAUAUUUCUGGAAAGAGCCCAUGGACACGUGUCAGUAUGUGUGUUUUUCCUUCCAGCGACAAAGAAGAGUUGUUUCUAAUUUUUCUCUACACAAAUUCCAUAUCUUCUAAGUGCCUAUUGGACUCAUCAGGGACUGGUUCGUGGAAAGUUCUGAGGGUUCCUGAAGGCUAUAAUUUGCCCCCUCCCCCUUUUUAUUUUUUUGCCUUAGACUUGAAUUUCAGGAGAAAACUCCAGUUUAGACAGGUUGGAAAGAGUUCUAUCUCUAGUCAAGCAAAGACUUUUGCUCCCUUGAACUAAGAAACAUGGUAUGUAUUUCUUUCCCCUGUUGUAAACCACUUUUUACUCUUUUCAGGGCUCUUGUGACAGAUAUGCACUUCCACUCUUGGGCACCUAAAUGUCUCAUUCAGAACUUAGCUUUCCAGAACCAAGAGGCCUUUAACUGGAGAAUUGGAGAGGGGCAGAGAGUGUGACUGCUCAAGAACACGUGUGUAUACUCAUGUGAUGGUGGGCAACUUCAGGACACUAGGACCAUCCACCUGCCCUCAGUCUAACAGCCAUCAUCUGUCAUUAGCUCAGCUGAAAAGCCCUUUAUCCUGCCUUUAUGUAGCUGGCUCUUUGCCCGGCCUUUUGCCCUCUGUCUGUACCCAUGGAAUAGCAGGCUAAGUCAGAAGUGCUGUUUCAUUCACAGUCCUCUAAGCAACAGUGGGGUUAGUAAGGAUUGUAAUAACAGGUUUUUUUCUCUCUGGCUCUCACCCAACAGCCUGGACACUUGCCAUUCCUCCUUCUUGACAGCCUCUCCCCCUUCCU
This is a messenger RNA of Molossus molossus (Pallas's mastiff bat), 1850 nucleotides long. It is a transcript of the gene TMEM231, whose product is annotated as transmembrane protein 231. Gene Ontology annotation, cellular component: ciliary transition zone; ciliary membrane. The transcript has 7 exons. NCBI's taxonomy places the organism in Eukaryota, Metazoa, Chordata, Mammalia, Chiroptera, Molossidae. Gene Ontology annotation, biological process: regulation of protein localization; cilium assembly. Bases 21 to 971 code for a protein of 316 amino acids. The record is from RefSeq and is a predicted model, not a curated record.